AAAACACACUCCGUGUAAACACUCACACAGCUUCGCGCUUUCCCUCACUUUCCCUCUUUUCCUUUCUCUCUUUAAAGCAACAUCUCUCUCCUUUCACACUGCCUCUUUAGCAAACAAAUCUUUCAGUUCUUCUUCACUCAUUUCCUUCUUCUUGUCUUACAGUUUUUAGUCAUAAUGGCAGCACAAGAUCGACCUGAAGAUCCUCCUGUACUCCUCAACUACAAGACUUGGGUCUUGAAAGUUUCCAUUCAUUGCGAAGGAUGCAAAAGGAAAGUCAAGAAAAUCCUCCAACAAGUUCCAGGAGUGUACGCUAUAGAUAUUGAUCUCAAGCAACAAAAAGCAACAGUAACUGGCAACGUAGAGCCAGAAGCUCUCCUCAGAAAACUACACAAAUCCGGCAAACACGCCGAAUUAGUACCACAACAGACUGAUCACAAGGAGAAAAAGUCUGCUAAAAGCAAGAAAAAAGAGAAAGAAACUGACCCUCAAAGCAAAGCAUCAGCAGCAUCAACUAGCCAACCCCAUACCAAAUCAACUGGAAAAACUGUAUUACCCAAAGAACCCUCUGCAAAAAUUGAAGAUGCUAGUCGUGAAGUACCCCAAAAGAGUGAAGAGUCUAGCACCGGUCCAGCUAAACCGGAAGAAGAAACUGCCUCCGGUUCAGCUGAUGAACCGGCGGCGCCUAAAGAGAAAACCGAUGAAACAGUAAAGGAAGAAAAAUCUGAAGGGAAAAAACCGGUAACCGACACUGCCGGUAAACAGCAAAUUCCGGAGGCGGCGGCGGAGAAAAAAGUUACUGAAAGUGAUAAUAAUGCUUCUGCUAGUGCCGAAAAAAGCGGUGGUGGCCCAGUUAGUGAAGCCAGUGGCAGUGUUGGUAAAAAGAAGAAAAAGAAAGGGCAAAACAGUAACAACGCAGAGGGGACUACACCUACACCUACACCAUCAAUCGUUCUUCCGGCAGGUCCAGUAUUCGAACAUCAUAACAUGGGCCCACAAGUUUCUGCCCCAACCAAUGAGAUCCCUCCACGUCAACCAGGUUAUCAUUAUUACCCACAGCAGGGCCCACAGUUCUAUGUCCCACAACCUGCAUACGUCGUUAGCUACAAUACGGCUCAACCUACGAGUAGCUAUACGGCUUCGUAUUAUGCUCCGGCUCCUCCAACUUCUUAUGCGUAUACGUAUUCUGGUCCUGUUGCGGAACCUCCACCGUCCGAUGUGGAUACGUAUCCACGACAGCCGUUGGAUUCGUUUGAAAUGUUCAGUGAUGAAAAUCCAAACGGAUGCUUUAUUAUGUAACGGCUUAUACUACUUGUAUAAGUACAAGUAUAAGACGGGUUUUAUGUAGAUAUAAUUAUAAAAAUGGAGAGAUUAGGGUGUAAUUUAGAAAAUGCCAGGUGUUAGUGUUGGGUCUUCUAGUGGGUUGUUACUUCUUUUUUGAAUGUUUGUAGCUUUAUUUAGUUGAGACAUUUUCGUUUUUUAGUCUAAAAGUAGCUUAGCCUUGUAAUGCUUAGUUGUAUUUUGGCCCCUUUUGCCUCAUUCAUCUCCUUUUUGCCUCUCUAAUUAUAUGUGUAAAUACAUUUGCUCUAA
This is a messenger RNA of Capsicum annuum, 1587 nucleotides long. Its product is annotated as heavy metal-associated isoprenylated plant protein 35. Bases 175 to 1296 code for a protein of 373 amino acids. The record is from RefSeq and is a predicted model, not a curated record. The transcript has 4 exons. Lineage: Eukaryota; Viridiplantae; Streptophyta; Magnoliopsida; Solanales; Solanaceae. Gene Ontology annotation, molecular function: metal ion binding.